Molecule: messenger RNA, 4999 nt
Organism: Babesia bovis T2Bo
Lineage: Eukaryota; Apicomplexa; Aconoidasida; Piroplasmida; Babesiidae
Exons: 2
Coding region: 81-4964 (1627 amino acids)
Biological process (GO): DNA-templated transcription; chromatin organization
Cellular component (GO): HIR complex; nucleus
Molecular function (GO): nucleosome binding; protein binding
Source: RefSeq, a predicted model, not a curated record
UAAGAAAGUAUAUAUAAAUAUAAAAGCCCGUUAUAUGGCUGGUUGCUUCCCAGGGCUGCCAAUUACACUGGCAUAACAGAAUGCGUAUCUCGCGUGUAAGUGAAUGUUGCGGUUUGAGGGGCUCGUUAACUUCCGUCGAUUUUCAACCUCACGCACGUCCGCGCAAGGUACACCGUCUGGCUACUGCUGCGUCAACUGAUGUUCAAAUAUGGGCACUCUGGUAUGAAGAAUCUGCCAAGGGUCCUCCCGCCAUACGCUGCUUAUGCCUCCACACAUUUCGAGGCCAUUCUCCCUACGAAGUAGCUAUUGCCAGGUGGUCACCAAAUGGGAAGUAUCUUGCAAGUACUGAUUCAGGAGGAGUAACUCAUAUUUUGGAACGGAACGAUGAUAAGACACGUGAGCUAGAGGAGUCCCUUGAUGCUUAUCGAGCAAAUGGUGACACAACUAAUGCAUCACAGCAAACACCUUCAGAGACCAAGGAAACACGUAAAUACACGUUCAAGUAUGACGGAACGUCGUCUAAACGCCACCAUCCCAAUGGAGGUACUCCUAACAUGCGCAUUAGUUUCGACUCUCAAACGAUUAACCGCGAAGUUGUCAAACCAGUGACUGUUGACAAAAGUGGAGGUAACUUUGAAAUAUGGAAAUCUGUACAGUCGUUCCGAUGCCCGCAGAAUAUGGGCCAGCUGUUUGAUUUAAGCUGGGCACCGGAUAAUUGCAGCAUCGUUGGCGGUGGUCUUAAUGGGCAGGUUGCGGUAUUCGAUAUUGUAUCAAAGCAGGUUGUGGCCAAGUUCAAUGUAUACGAUGAAUGUGUCCCAAACGCAGUUCCAAAUGGACGUGGAUACAUAAAAAGUGUAGCUUGGGACCCGAUGACGUUGUAUAUAGCAGUCCAGACUAGUGGACGUGACGUUUCAAUAUGGAGGCGAUCGCCGCCACACCCAAAAGGAUCAGCUGAUAAAUGGACCUUCAAAUGCGUUUUCACGAAUAACGAUCUCUUCAAAAAGUCGCAGAGUGACCUUUUGGGAGGCUCGCGCAUAUCGUGGGCUCCUAAUGGCCAACUGGUCGCAUUUCCAAGCGCCGGGGGAUCGAAUUUGAACUUUACAGCAUGCUUCGAAGUGGUCCAUGAUGCACUGGCGGAUGAAAAAAAACAGUUCCGCAAGGGCCAAAUAGGGGCAGAUGAGCUUCAAUUCGCAUAUGAUACCGGUAAACAUAGCAUAAGACAUGAUGCAAUGCUUUUACAUGGGCAUCACUCAAGGAUACGGAAUGUAAGAUUUUGUCAGGACCUAAUGUUGUCCACAAAACGCAAAGUACCCAAAGCCACGUCGGAACCAUAUCGUUACGCCCUUUAUGCACAGUCCAGUGAUGAUGGCGUCAUAUCAAUAUGGCGAUUUAGGCACUAUAGUAAUUGGCAUACAGACUACAACAACGAAGCUCUGUGCCUCUGUGUAAUCAAGAACGCCUCGGAUGAACAAAGCAGUCUAGAGGACAUCGCUUGGGGUAACAAUGGCAAAUGGCUAGCCGCAGCAUCCAGCCAAGGAGGACUCAUAUUGAUAGAGUUAAAUGAGGAUGAGAGCCAGACCAGAUAUUACCGUAACUGUAUUGAUGGACUACAAAUUGGCGAUUCGCCGGAGAUUGCUAUGGAAUUCCUUAGCAAAGUGGACUCCUACAUAGCCGCUAAAAAUCCACAUAACACUAACGAACUUGCGCCGUCCACACAAAAUGGCCCGCAACAUAAUGGGAGCCCCUCCCAGCAGGAUUCCAUUGCAUAUCCAUCGCGCUGCAUUACGGAGUCCAAUUCGGAACACAAUCGAGCUUUGGUCAUUACAGAAUAUCUUGGCGAGAAUACUAAAGGUUUGGGUAACAUCCCUAGGAAAUUGAACCAAAAGUUACCAUCUGCAUUCCACUUUGGGGGAUACAAAUCUAUACUGCAUAUUGGUACCUGGAUUAUCAGAGCCUCUGCUAUCACCUUAAACGCCAUUUGGGUAGCUUAUAACCUGAGUUUACUGAGUGCAUAUGCUAUCUUGGUGAGUUACCUACGCGCUUGCCACGUUGAAUGCGGUGAAGACCUUUAUCCCACCGGAAGUUCAUAUAAUACUGAGAACGAACAAGGAAAUACACUUGGUACAAUGGGAGGCAAGUCACAAUUGAUCAACUGCGUGCCUGUAGAAGCUGUAUCUAUGCACGAUGGAUUCAUGGAAUCAUGUCAUGGAGCUGCCAAACUUGUGCCUUCAGAUGUGCGUGAUUUUGUUUAUGAAGCCAAUUCAGGAAUGAUAGCUCUUUGCCCAUUUAAGAUUGCUAAAUACAGCAAACGGUACGUUGAAGUGCCGUUUCGCUAUAGGUUCAUUGUUCGUGCUCAUAAGCGCAAGAAGGUGGGUCCAUAUUGGCCAGUCAUAGUACCACCAUCAUGCGGUAUUUCAAGCUGCAAUUCAGGAGAGCCUUCCCCCGAUAGUCACAAGGAAGUCCAGAGCACGGACAAUCACAAAACUGUCCCAGAAACCGUGGUUGAAAGUGAUUCGACGGUUGUGGAAAGCGGUGACACCAGUGGUAGAACCGCUAGAGAACCCCCAAGCCGUGAAUCUAAACCUGCAGCAAAAUCAUGUCGUGAUAAAACAAACGCACGAGGUGAAGAUAAUAUGGAUAUUUGGCUCAGGAUGGAUUACACCAAUUGUACAGAUAAGAUUGCAGAUUUUUGGAAGUCACAAAAGGACAAUUGGGGCAACUUCUUGAGUACUCAAGAACAGAAUAAAGAAGGAAAUAUCAACUAUAGACCUGGAGAUGUUCCAUCGAAGGAUCGAUCAGGAUAUACUAUGCACCAAAGCGUGCAGGAGCCACAAGUUGCUGUCAAUACACUCUUUCGUGACACUAUAGCUAAUAGUAAUGCACGGGGUGUUAGUGGUAACCAACGUGGAGAUGUGGCAUUGUCUAAAAGGCCAACAGUGACUUCACCGGAUGACAACACCGAUGAAGUGCGGCCAUGUGUCAAUACGCCUGUGAAUAACAUGGGCAAUAUAAGUAAUAUGGGCGGUGCUCCACACCGAAGGAAGCGGAAUGGAGAUUAUGUAUGGGAAGAUGUAUCAUCAUCAGUAGCAUCAACACCGUCUAAUGUUGUGACGGUGAAUACGCCACCGUCUGUUGUCGAUCCUGCGACGUCGCAGGUCAAGAAUAUGUUGAAAAACGCUGCUGUGUACACAGAUAGCGAUGCGAGUGACUUGCUGUCGCCGCAAGGGAAAAGGAAGACAAAUGCUUCACUUGCUGCAGACCUAAUGAAUAACAGUCUGUCAACACAACACUCGGGAGAUACACAAUUGUCGGCACCUAAACUAGAUGUGGAUGACGUUAUUUGCGUCCCAACCUUCUUCUCACUACCAAAGGUGCGACCAAUACUCUCGGAGACAGUGAAGUUGUCCGGGGAGAUGUAUCAGUUAUGUGCAAUCAACGACCUUAAGGGGAUGCCGUCGGCAGUCAUAUCGUGCGUCAUCCCCCAAGAAGAUGGCCUUACAUCGGUAGUGUGGAUGAAAAAUAUCAACAUUGGUCAUGUAACACAUAUGCAUACAUUUGAAAAUCUUGGGGUGGUACUCAUUGUUAGCCAAGUUGGUGAUGCGUCAAAUACAAGCACUAAUAAAGAUAACCUACCAGGGCUGACGGCGGGAACCCAGCCGAGAAAAUCUCCGAAAAAUGCAUUUAACGAUAAGUCAACAGCAUUUGUAACCGUGAUGGAAAUUAAAACUGGAAGAAGUAGGGUAAACGAAAAGCCAUUGCCCGACCUUGAUCUAGCCACUGUAAAUUACUUCGUCUCAGGCCAUUACGUUUACAUACUGUUCACGGGAACACCGGAUAUAAUUGCAUUGUACAGCGUGGGACCUACAACACGUAGCAACAGAUGGGAUAUGCAGGAGAUAUUUACAGUCUCCGCUAAUAUCUUUAUGUUUGAACCUCUCACCGAUAUCUGGCAGAUGCAACUCUUGAAUGUAUCACACAACGCAUCGUUCUGCGGUGCGGAAGAUGAAGGAUCCACUUAUCUACCAGGUGUAUUCAAGAAGGGAAGCAACGAUACUGAUUGCCCGAUUACUAACCUAGGGCAAUGCGAUGGUAUUAUAGGCGAUGAUAACUUCAUCGCUUUACUUCUCUAUAUGCAGGAACCAAAGGUUUACGUGCUUACCCAGCAAUUCGAGCCACAUACGAUAGAUGUAAGAAACAUCCCGCAAACACUUACCCAAGAUGUAUCUAAUCGUGCCAUCACUUUACAAACAAUGAAAAAUGCCUACAGUGAUUUGUUGGAGCCAGUGCGACAACGCGUAAUGGGUAAUCAUGGAUUGUAUAGGCAUGUUACAAACCGCUUGGUACAUUUAUUCCACAUUAAUUCCCAAGACAAAUCCCAGGUCGUGGUACCAAGUAAUAUGAAUGUUGGUUUCGAUUUUAAAACAAAAGAACAGCUGAUGGCAUCUGCAUUGAUACUAGGUAGCAAGAAUGAAUACGUACUGCUGUUCUACGAGUAUAUAACCUCGCUUUUCUCUAAGCUACAGGCGUCUAGGAUCUGCUGUGUUAUCAGUAUUAUAUACAAGUCAGCGGUUGAAUGGAACAUCAAGGGUUGGGGAGAAGAUACGACGGAACUCAGCGCAUUCGAUGCACGGAUGCUUCAUAAUAUUGGUAUCGACAUUUUGGCCAUUAUCAAAGGGUUCCUCAUGCCGCUUAUGACAAGCUUGUUCUGGUUAGUGGAAGAUGAAUGCGUGUCGCGUAACCUAGGUAGCACCAAUGGACCCCCAACUAAAAGGGAACCUGUCCCUGAUAGUGGAUGCCACCAGUACUGUACUGCCGGAGCUGUCCCAUGUCCUAUUGAACGUGCCAAGCAUAGGAUCAAGGACGCCAGCAUUGUAGACAAUAACGAACUAUCGCGCAUACGAACGUUGUUUGUCACCCUGCUACGCAAUGUAAAUGUUUGGGAACGAGUGCUGGGCAACAACUAGUUGCCGUGCGUAGUUUCCUUCUUUUUGUCACUUUU